Molecule: messenger RNA, 2844 nt
Organism: Plasmodium gallinaceum
Lineage: Eukaryota; Apicomplexa; Aconoidasida; Haemosporida; Plasmodiidae
Gene: RON4
Product: rhoptry neck protein 4, putative
Exons: 3
Coding region: 1-2844 (947 amino acids)
Source: RefSeq, a predicted model, not a curated record
AUGUCUAAUAUAAGAUUUUUUGUAUGUGUUUUUCUAGUUCUAUCUACGUUUAUUGAUAAAAUAAAGCCAUUAAAAGAAAAUGAUGGAAGGUUAAAUGUUUCUUUUUUUCAAGCAUCACCACAAAACCACUCAAAGGACCAAGAAGAUGACAAUUCUCAAAAAGACAAACAAAUAAAUAAUCCAAUUAUUAAUCCUAUACCUUUAAGGGAAGGAAGUAGUGAUGCUUUGAAUGAUAACGAGGAAUAUAAUAAAAAUAAAAAUAUAGAUGAAAAUGUUCAUACUAAAGAACAGAACCAAUACUGGGAUAACCAUGGUGAAGGGCAUGAUACUGGACAGAAUGUUGAGCAUAACAUCGAUCAGGGAAAAAAUACCUCCGACCAAGGAGAUGAACAACAUAAAGAUACAUCUAACCAAAUUGGAGAUACUCCUAGUCAUACAAAUGAAGAGCAUAAACGUGAAACUGGUCAUGGUGAAGGCACUACUAGUCAAAGAAAUGAAGAGCAUAAACAUGAAACUGGUCAAGGUGAAGACACUACUAGUCAAAGAGAUGAAGAACAUAAAAAUGAAACUACUCAAGGUGAAGAUACUACUAGUCAAAGAGAUGAAGAACAUAAAAAUGAAACUACUCAAGGUGAAGAUGCUUCCAAUCAAAGAAAUGAAGAACAUAAAAAUGAAACUGGUCAAGGUGAAGAUACUGCUUAUCAUAGAGAUGAAGAGCAUAAAGAUGAAACUACUCAAGGUGAAGAUACUACUAGUCAAAAAAAUGAACAAAAUAAAAAUGAAACUACUCAAGGUGAAGAUGCUUCCAAUCAAAGAAAUGAAGAACAUAAAAAUGAAACUGGUCAAGGCGAAGAUACUGCUUAUCAUAGAGAUGAAGAGCAUAAAGAUGUAACUACUCAAGGUGAGAAUACUUUUGAUUACAGAAAUGAACAGCAUAAAAAUGAAACUACUCAAGGUGAAGAUACUGCUUAUCAUAGAGAUGAAGAGCAUAAAGAUGUAACUACUCAAGGUGAGAAUACUUUUGAUUACAGAAAUGAACAGCAUAAAAAUGAAACUACUCAAGGUGAGAAUACUUUUGAUUACAGAAAUGAACAGCAUAAAAAUGAAACUACUCAAGGUGAAGAUACUGCUUAUCAUAGAGAUGAAGAGCAUAAAGAUGUAACGACUCAAGGUGAAGAUACUUUUGGUUACAGAAAUGAACAGCAUAAAGAUGUAACUACUCAAGGUGAAGAUACUACUGAGCAAAGAAACGAUUAUUAUAAUUUUAACACUGAUGAUAAUAACUAUGGUAAUAAUGAAAAAUCGACUCAAAAUAAUAAUCAGCAAGAAAAUACUGAAAAUUUAAGUAACACAUCAAGUGAUGAAUCUCAUAAUGGAUACAAAGAUAAUGAAGAAAAUGGGAAAACGUCUUCUGAAGAUAGUUCUGUAGAAAAUAAUAUGCAUAAAUUCAGUGGGGCUACAAAUCUACAUGAAAAUAGAGAUGCUUUAAAACUAGACAUGUUUAACGGAAAAGGUAUAUAUACUUCAAUAAAGGAACGAACCAUUCUGGAAAUAAUGAAAUGUGCCGGAGAUGGGAUAACAGGACUUUUGAGAUUAAAAGAAAAUGAUGACGCUAAACAUAUAUUUGAAGAAGCACUAACCAAAUUAAACAUUAAUGAAGAGCAACUUAUUUCAAAUCCAAAUUUGUUAUCACUUGAGAUGUAUGAUAAAAUUUUAUCAGCAAUGUUUAAAAUUAUGACGGAUAUGUCUUUUUAUGAAAAUCCAAAUUUUUAUGAAUCUAUGGGUAUUAAUAAAUCCAUUUUAAAUCAAUCACUAAAAGAAUUAAAAAUUAAGAUGUUAAAAAAAAUUGGAGUAAUUUAUAGUAAAUUACCUCCAAUAAUAAAAGAGAAAAAACAAUCUUGUCCUGUCAAAGAUUAUAUUGUAAGUAUUACAUCUAGAGAAUUAGCACAACGAAUGGCUAUUAUGUUCACAAAAUGGCUAUCUCCUGAAGAAUAUGGAUCUGUAAUAGAUACUUCAAAUAAUAUAGAAUUAAAUGUUUUAUGUGCAGGUUCUUCCAUUUUGAUACAACAACAUAAAUACUUUCAAAAUGUUUUAGGUUUUGAAUUAGAUUAUGAUCAUGCAUAUUUAAGUUUGAUUGAUGAAUUAUUAGCAAUAGAUAAAAGGUAUAAUAAAAAUGAAGAAUAUUCUAAGAUGUUAAAAAAAAUAAAAAAGUCUAAGGUUUUUAAUUACUGUACAAAAAUUAUGAGAAUAGGAGGAAAUGUUUCAUCAGUUCCUUUUAAACAUGAAAAUGUAAAGAAGCCAAGUACUUCAUUAGUUGGAUCUUUGGGUAACUUAGUGAAGGCUCAUAUGAAUACUUAUUAUACUGCUAUAGCAAAAAGAAUAAAUUCUUAUUAUCAUUAUAUUGAAAAAAAAAACAAAAAGUCAAGUCAUUUAAAAAUUAUUUCAGUUUGUACUCUUUUACAUUUAACAGAUAUAUUAUAUAAAUGUUCGGAUGAACAUACGAAGAAUGUAUUCGAUUUUUUCAAUUUGCAAUUAAAUACAUUAAAUAUAGAAGGGAAAAAAAUAUUAAAACCACUUGUUGAAUUAGAUUUCUUAAAUAAUGAAAAAUAUUCUCAUCUUAAGGAAAUUUGUGAACCUACCAAUAAUGUAGUUGAUGAAACAUUAGCCAAGUUAUUAGUACUACUAUCAACUGAAUCACAUGAUUUAUUAGCAAAUGAGCUUGAGAAAAAAGGUCUAGAUGAAGAUUAUGUAAAAGAGGAAAUAAAAAAUAUAAAUGAAGAUGGUGAGAAUGUUAAUGAACAAGGUGAAGAAGAAGUAGAAAAUCUUGUUUUUGAGGAUUUAUAA